UCUAGUGCCCUACGUAGUACACAGAGCGCAUUUUGGGGCUGAGCCGCUGUGCCUGGUAUUCUGACGGCGGUGUAGAAGCAGAGCGAGUUUUAUUAAUUCUGUGAACAUGGACGGCCGCGGAUACGGAUCAGGUGGGUUCUCCGGGUGGGGUGGUGGUGGUGGAGGAGGAUCCUCCAGCAGAGGAUCUGGCGGAUACGACCUGUACGGUUAUAAGGACUCCAUGUCCGGAGGAUACGGCGGAGGACAGAUGAAAAGGGGUCUUUCCGGUUCCCUGCUGUCCUCCAGCGGGGGCAACGCAGACGACGUGAUCGCUAAGAUCAACCAGCGGCUCGACAUGCUAACACAGCUCGAGGGAGGCAUGAAAGGAGGGGGGAGAAACGACAGGUUUGACCAGUACGAGUCUUUCGACUCUCGCUCCUCUGCCCUUGGUCCCCGCGAUCUCUACAGAUCUGGUAACCUUGUAUUUGGUGACUCCCGGGGCGACAUGAUGGCCCAGCGUGGAGGCAUGGGCUUUGGGGCGAUGGGCGGAGCUGGAGGUGGUGGUGGUGGCUUUGGCAGCUCCGCCUCCCACGGAAACGCCAAAAUGCGGCAUGCUCGAGAUGCUUUCUCAGGCUCCGGCUGGGGUGCGGGACAGAGGUCCCAGCACAGGGGCGGAGGCCCAGGCGGGCGCGGCUUUGGCCGCAGGCAGGAUUCCUCUAUGAUGGGUGGAGGUGGGGGGCAAGGCCACUCCCCGUCAGGGCGAGGCAAGCUGCCGUCGCUCCUGAGCCACCGCAUGUACCCCGAAAGUGGGGGGUUCCAGCCUCAUCAUGCCUCCCAGGACUAUCCUGUCCGGCACUUUGGAGGGGGCAAAAACUUCAACCGACAACGCACCCGCAAGAGACCCCUCAACCGACAGCCUGUAAAACCUCAGCGCGACGGCCAGAAGAAGAGGAAGCAGACCCCAACUACAGCCGACGAGCCAGAGUCUAAAAUGGGCAAGACCGAGUCCGAUGGAGAAGAGAAAGCCGAGAAUGCGAAAGCAGCAGAUUUGAAAGAGGAGAAGAGUGACGACACGACCCCAGCCGAGUCUGAGUCGGCAGUCGAAGGUCCGAGCACUGAGCCAGCUGGUAAAGGAGAAAGCUCCCAGUCAACCCCAAAGCAGCAGCAGCAACAACAGGGGAGACAGACUCCGCCUUCCGCUUCUAAACUGAGGAAGAGACGGGGCUUUUUUGAAAGCCGUGCCAUCUCCAGGGUGACCUUCGCCUGCUCCGUCUGCAAGUUCCGCUCGUUCUACAGCGAGGAUCUGACCGCUCAUCUGGAGAGCAAAUUCCACAAGGAUCACUUCAGGUUCCUCUCCAGCCAGCUCUCCAAACCCACCACAGAGUUUCUGCAGGAAUACAUCAACGAUAAACAUAAGAAGACGGAUCAGAGAAUUGGUCAGCUGGAGAACCACAGCGCCACCAUCUGCCAGGUGUUGAGGGAGCAGGAUCUGACCAGAGACAUUGGUAUGGAGCACUUCAUGAAGAAGGUGGAGGCAGCGUACUGCUCCGCGUGUGAUCUCUACAUCCCCAUGCAGUUCCUACUCAUCCAGAAACAUCUCAAAUCUCCUGAGCACAACUACAACCGCAAGGGGAUGAUGGAGCAGUCGAAGAGGUCGAGUCUGUCCGUAGCCAGGAGCAUCCUCAACCACAAGGUCAUCGGCAAGAAGCUGGAGAGCUACCUGAAGGGUGAAAACCCCUUCACCGACGCCCCAGACGACCAGGACCCCGAGGACUCCAUGAUGGAGGUGUCCGAGGGCGAUCCAGAGCUCAAACAGGAAGUUAAACAGGAAGCUAACCAGGAUGAGGCGGAGCUCGAAGACGUCGUCGGCGAACCUGAUGCGAUAGGAAACGGAGACGGUCCUGAGGAGGAAACCAAAAUGGAGGAGGAAGAAGGGGAAAAGGAAAAUGAAGCUGAGGGAGGAGGAGAGGAAGAAGAGGAGGAAGAGGAUGUUGGAGUGGAAGUGAAGGAAGAAGAAGAAGAGGAGGAAGAAGAGGAACCCAAAGGAACCAAGGAGCCCGAUACAGCUGCCGAUGCAGAGGAUGUCCAGGAGGGGGCAGAAGACGACGGUGGAAUACCCGUGAUCGACGAUUAGCCCCGCGAUGUGCUGCUGAUGCUUCGGCACUUAUCCAGGAUCAGACUGACUCUAAGAAUAUCUGUCCUUACUAUAUAUAUUUCCAGGUACACUGAUCCCAGAUCAGAGAGAAUGGGUUUUAAAUGUCAAGUUGUGUAAGUAGAUGAUUCCACAUCCACUGAUCCUGGAACAGCUUUGUUAAUAAUUAAGGAAAUUAAAAUCUGCACCAAUCCAUGGUAGCUGCCGCACGCUGGACCAACGAAAUCACAGCGCUCUGUUCUCUUUUAGCCAAUCAGAUGUGAGCGAUGUAUGUAUACGUUUAUGAUGUCUGUAAGUUUACACUUGUUUAAAAAAAAAUAAAUAACACACACACACACACUCGGCAUGUUGUGCGACUAACAGGACUGCUUCGCUUCACACAGCAGUUUCACGAUUCUGAUUAAAUGGUUGUGAAGAGAUUUAAGAUGUCACCUUUCUUUAGUUCUUUUAUCUUUUUAUUUCAUUCGUGUACAUGUGAUGCUGAAGAACUUCUGAUAUCCUGCAUUUUGCCUUCAGCUGAUAAGUGUUUAAAAAUAAAACGUUUUGGGACUUGAA
Molecule: messenger RNA, 2686 nt
Organism: Clarias gariepinus (North African catfish)
Lineage: Eukaryota; Metazoa; Chordata; Actinopteri; Siluriformes; Clariidae
Gene: akap8l
Product: A kinase (PRKA) anchor protein 8-like
Exons: 12
Coding region: 107-2113 (668 amino acids)
Cellular component (GO): nucleus
Molecular function (GO): DNA binding
Source: RefSeq, a predicted model, not a curated record